Molecule: messenger RNA, 7504 nt
Organism: Armigeres subalbatus
Lineage: Eukaryota; Metazoa; Arthropoda; Insecta; Diptera; Culicidae
Exons: 5
Coding region: 201-7055 (2284 amino acids)
Biological process (GO): protein targeting; intracellular protein transport; protein import
Cellular component (GO): membrane
Molecular function (GO): ATP binding
Source: RefSeq, a predicted model, not a curated record
AACGAGGAACGUGUUUGCAAUAGGCAGCUGCCUUUGGCAUGUUAUGGGCGAAAUAGAUCGAGUGAAAAUAAUUUGCGACUUGCAAAAAGUGGUGUGCGAGACUGGAAGAGACGCCGGAGAGCUGAAAGUGCACUGUGAUUGAUCAUAAUCGUACUAGGUGUUCCGUGUUUUCUUAAGGUGAAGUGAGCCAUUGUUACACUAUGGCCACCCUGGAGCAGUGCCGGCAACUUACGGAUUGUAACGGAGAUCAAUUCAUCGAAUUGCACAACUGUGAAGACCCUGGUCUAAGAUACUCUGCCAAAUUUCGGUUAGGCGAUUUGACUUGGAAACUACAUGGGCAAGAAUGUUUGGCUACGAUCGGAUCGGGCUACGUGGCCUUAGUUUCCAUUGAUCUAAAUGACGAAUUGAACAGAUCAUGUGACUUCAAUGAGGCACGAAACAUUCUACUAAGAAAUGUGAAGAUAGAGCAAAUUUUGUUGGACGAAAUGAAGGACGAUAUGGUUGGGCUUGAGCGUUCUAUUAAAAUGCAAUUGCUCGAGUUAGGAAUGGAAGCCUCGAAACAUCCUGCCAAUGCCAAAUGCUUGUUGGAUCUUUUGAGAAUAGCAAAGGGUCGUUUUGUAAUCGAUUCCCAAUUCUGCAAGGAUUUGUGCUCGAGUGAGCUAAUCAACAGGAGGCAUUUAAAAGUGUCUUGUGUAAAGUAUGUUGCAAUUAGAGACGCAAUGAAAAGCCGAAGAUCACUGCUACUAGAAAACAUUUCAGUCAAAGAAUGGAAUGAGGGUACCAAUUUUCUUAAAGAAUAUUUGCAUAAAUCAAUUCUACUACACAAGAACGCACUGAUGGAAAAUAGUACUCCACAGAUUAAAAGCAUGAUAAAGAAAUUUAAACCAGUACGCAGCAUACUGAUCGGUUUAACGGAUAUUGGAAUUUUAUGUGACUUCGAACACAUUCUGAAUCAUGCCGAUUUUGGGUCAGUUCUGCCCAUAAUAUUGGAAAAUUUCGUCAACAGUCUGAAUACGACUAAAUUUGACGAUUUUGGCUUUUGGCUCCCAACGAUAAAUGGUGUUUACGUACAAGUGGUUAAAAGCAUGUUUGAAACAGCCUCUCGUUUUGAACAUACAAUUGACGCAAAACACAUUCUCCGUUAUUCUAAAAAUCAAUGGAUAGUGGUCAAAAAGCCCAAUGUAAUCAAUUCUUCGACGCAUAGAUGUUUCGAAGUGCAGCUCAACAUGCUUGCCAGUUUGGCCAACCAUUUCGAGCCUGGAAAGGCUACAGCCUGGCAGAAAUAUCCUUACACUUUUCGGAUUGAGCUAUUGCAACCUACGGAUAUGAUUCUAUGUGGGCAGCACGCGUGGCUCUGUCUGGCCGAUGCCACCACAUUCAGCAUUUUUGAAGGUAAUUUCGGACGGCUUAAUCUGUGUUCAGAUGUUUUAAAAAUUGUGCACGAGUGUUUGCUGCUUGAAGAUUUACAGUGUGAGCAAAUGGAAUUCAGUCGCAAGUUGAUUCAUAACCUGCUUGAGUUAGUGGCACAGGUGGAGCAUGAACUGCAUCUGAAGCACGACAAAUUACAAGAAGAAAUAUUUCGAAAGCAGUCGAAUAUCCUCUACAUCUUGUUUGUUCAACAAAAAGCAGCAAAUUUGCUUUGCCAUCCCAUCGCUGUCUUCAAAAAUAAUUGGGAAAAGCUGUCCUUAUCAAACUUUUCCAAUACAUUCAAAGGAAAGUAUUUAAAUCCAUUAAUGAAUGAGAUCAAGGGUAUGCUAUUGGAGCUAAUAUACAAUGUGCUAGAUAAGAAAGUCGACCUCGUAAGUAUUUUAGACUUUUUAGCAGUGUGCAACAAUUUCCUUGCGGAACUAGAAGGCUUCUCUUUCGAAUGGUAUUUGCGCUUCACAAAUGAACGAUUGAAAAAUGCUCUAUUGGAAGUUAAAAUCAUCGCAAGCACCAACACACAAUUAAGUAGAACAGCAUACGAGUGUUUCAGAGUUUCAAAACAUUAUUACAACACUUUUACGGAGAUCUGUGCUAUGGAUGUAAUUCCGGAACACUUCCAAAUCGAUAUUGUUAGAGUUCUGCUGAAAUACACCAUCGAGCUAAUGCGAAAACGUACAUGGAGAAACGGAGACAAACUUCUGUCCAGUCAUGAUCAGCUUAUCAUUGCAACACUGAUGCUUAAUGUCUUCAGGGAGGCACUCGUUUAUCUCAAGAAGCAACCGAAUUACUUGAACUUCAACAUAUUUCGCGAAGAGUUCAUCAAACCGUUUAGCAGCGCAGUUGAGAAAUCUGACUCCUUGGGGAAUUUUACCAAACGAGUGGCAGAGAUAAACAAAUACUUCGAACAUAUCCAUCAAGAGAACGCAAUUGAUAUCGAGAAGCGUUUCAUUCCACUGCAAGUCAAGUCACCUCUGAAGCACUGCAAAAAGUUGAUGGAUGCUGACUGGGAUCAGUAUGUUGAACUUCACGAUUCCAACUCCAUUGGACUUCCGUAUUCUGCAAAAUUUCGCUACAGAAAUCUGUACUGGAAGCUACACGGCACAGCAUGUUUGAUCACUGUUGGUACAGACUAUGUGGCAAAAGCACGCAUAGAAGGCAUCGUCGAACUUAACGAAAGCAGUGACUUCCAUAGAGCAAAGCAGAUACUGCUUAGAAACAUCAAGAUCGAGAAGGUACUAAAGCCGCAAAACGGGGCACAUUUCUUAACCACACAAUGGCUGGAAAUGUCGGAUAAACGUCGGACCUGUACUGUAACCCAGCCGACAUGGCUGGAUUCAAUUGAACUGUUCAACACGUGGACAUCCAAUCGAAAGAAACCUGAUGAUAGGCCUAAUCCAGCACCAUCAAACAAUGACAGAAUUGAACAACAAGGUUUGGACCCGCAAACUAUGGAGAAAUUGCAUGCGAAAAUAUACGGAUGGACUCUUAUGCAGCGAGGUCAGCUUACAGACGGCAACGAGAAACAGUAUAUAAAAUUUCGAAACCCUAAUUCAAGUGGAGUUCCGUAUUCAGCCGUGAUCGACCACGAUGGCUCCACCUGGCGGUUGCAUGGCGGAGAUUGCCUAAUUACAAACGGACCCAGCUUUGUCGCUCAAGUUUCUAUGCAGUCACUUGAAGAUCUCAACAAUGAAUCCAAUUUCAACUCAGCAAAGACGGUUCUUUUGAAGAAAAUGAAAAUAGAGGAAGUGUUGUUGGACGAACUGCAGAUGAGGACUGCCAACGCACUGAAAUCUUUCCAAUCUGAGCUGUUCCGUUUGGGGACUGAAAGUGCUACAAAUGUUAACUCUGGAAGAUGCUUAUUGGAGCUGUGGAGAAUUUCAGAACUGCAUCACAACCGAAUGACGGAUGCCUUUGCUAAAGAUGUUCACUCAAAUGCUUUUGUAAAAAGUGAAAAGUUGAAAUUAGCUCUCAAUGAUUAUAUUGGGAACUCUUCGAAACUGGAAAAAAGAAGUUUGUUUCAAAGAGGAUGGAAAGCUUUCAAAAUAUUUGUCAAUAGGAACGAAAGCUUCAAAGAUAUUUUAGAACCAGUGUACAUAAAGCAUAAGUCUUCUAUCUUGAAAAUGUGCUCAUUUCAAAUUAGAAGUAAACUUUGCGAUUUAGAGUUGCAAUGCUUCAUGAUGUUGAGAGAAGACGAUGUUAAACUUUUCAAUGACUUAGAAUGUUCCUCGGAAGAUUCUGUCAUAAACGACGCUCUUCCGCAUAUUUUGGAUUGGUUUGUAAGAAGAAUCAACGCACUGAAACAUAACGAUUAUUGUAAUUCGUUGCCUUUAGUUAAUGGAGUCUAUUUUUCAAUAUGUAAAGGCAUGGUGGAAAUUGAAAAUCGCCUAAUAUCGGAACUUCCUGGAAUUGAAAGCGUUAUUGAGUACGAGAAUGGCCAAUGGACUAUGACGUUCCCAGCUAAGAAUCAAAUGAAAUCGAUACUUUCUAAGUGUUUUGCAAAGCAGUUGGAGAUGCUCAUGAAACUGGCAAAUCAUUUUGAGCCUGGAAAGCCGACUGCGAGACUAAACUAUCCAUACGACAUGCAAAUCGAGCUUCUCGAACCGGCAGAGAGCUCAUGUAGUGAACAUCUUAUCUGGCUCUAUGUGGCAGAUUUCACGAUGGUGUAUAUUUUCCAGAAAGACUUGCAUCGCAUAAAUGAAUAUUCCUCUGUAGCGGAAAUGUUCAAGAACUGCUUGUCUUCUGUGGAUUUGCGUACAGAAUCUCUAGAAUCAAUACGCACCUUGACACACAGUACCUUGGAGUUAGUGGCUCAAAUAGAACAAUCGGGAUACGGUCUCAAUGAAAUGAAUAGAAUUAUUCUAGACGGGCAGAUACGCUUCAUGCGUCAAGCAUUUUUCGGUGACCACGUAGCAUUCACACAGUAUCGAGACAUUACAGAUGCAUUCAAAGUUUUUUGGGAGAGAUUUAAUGAUAUUCUUCCUAUGCUGCCUAGCCUGGGUCAACAGAAUGACAAAAUUAAACCCAAACUCAUAGAAGUUAUAACACGUGUUUUGAAAAAGACAUUACAUUCGGAUGGCAUAACAAAAUUCUUCAGGUCGUACAACGACUUUAUCAUGGAUUUGAAAGAGCUUAACUUUGAGUGGUAUGUGCGCAUUCGUGAUGAGGUCAUCAAGAAUUCUCUACUGAAGCAGAAAGUAAUAAGAAAAGUUGAAAACAACUUGAGCGGCUCCUUCAACGAAUGCUAUCAAGUUUCAAAGGGGAUGUCCGAUAUGUUUGUAAAAGUCUGUGCUGGAAUAGGAGUACCAAAACAUUAUCAGAUAGAGAUUGUGUGCGAGUUUCUCGAAUACAUGAUUGGUCUUAUACGAAAAUCCCAUUGGAAAAAUUAUCGUGAGCUAACUGAUGAGGACCAGCUGAAUGCGACGGUUCUGCUGAUAAAUGCAAUUAGAAGCUCGCUAAUGUACCUCAAGGAGCAGCCACUUUACGUUGAUUUUGACAAAUUUUUCGAAGAAACUGUCAAACCUUUUUGCAGUGUUAUUGAAGACAGUGACUCGAUGGAAAACUUUACCAAAAGAGUGUCACUGAUUAAAGACUCGUUUUGGUACGUUCGUAACCAGAAUUCCAUUGGAAUCGAUAUGGCUCUAGCGUUGUGCAGCCGCGAUAAUAACUAUUUUAACGAAUCAAUUUUAAAGACAUGUUUCGAACUGUAUAAUGAUCAGUUCGAGAUAUACUUGAGUGACAAUAAAGAGCUGAAGAGCGGAAAAAGAAUUCAAAAUAUUGUGCACGACGUUCACGAAAAGGUUCACCCAACGCUUUGCUCUGAAUGGACCAACAAAUUGAAGCAGACGACUAUUCCAAAAAUUCUUGCCGGCUUGGGAGCUGUGUGGUCCAUCAUGGUUUCGAUGGAUGUCGCUUGCUCAGGAAAUUAUCUGAAACCGCAUCCGAUCCAAAUACUCAGUGUUCUGAGACUGUUGUGCGUUGACAACAAGACCACCGGCGUUGACAAGCACCUGGCACAAAUUUUGACUGGCCAGGGUAAAUCACUCACUCUUGGUCUAGUGGCGGCGAUACUCGCCUUGUAUGGCCAUAAAGUAGAUGUUGUCUGUUACAGCAAAUAUUUAACCGAACGAGAUUCGGAUGAUUUCUGUGACUUCUUCGAAAAGUUCUCUAUCAAAUCGAAGAUAUCCUACAAAACAAUCGAUGACGUAUGUGAUCAAAUACGCACUCUUAGUGGUAGAUCAGAACAAUAUAUCAGAAAAUGCAUCGGACUUCCAUACAGUAAAUAUAGUACAAAUGAGGAUGAUUUAACUGACUCAGUACUCCUGAUUGACGAGGUCGAUGUUUUUUUCAUAGACACAUUUUAUGGCAAUACUUCUGACUAUAUUAAAAGGCUGAACAUUAAAGGACUAGGUCAUAUUCAACAAAUGAUUUGGGAGUUGGUUCAAUGCUAUCCUAAUGACGUUGAGAACAGAGUCAGACAAUUCAUAGACUCAUCAUACACUUCAGACAUUGUUGAGUUUAGAUCACUCAUGUAUCGGAAUGGGUCUUACUUUUUGUAUGAUAAUGACAAAGCAUCAAGUAAUAUGUACACGAACGAAUCAUUGUUUCUUAAACACUUACGGAAAAUGAUAAGCGUUGCGCAGAAUGUCCAUAAUCGAACAAUAGAUGAUAACUUUUUCUGGGAUUUCAGAAUUGAUGAUUCUGGGAAAAUAGAAAUGACUGAUAAUCUUGGCCAAUUUAGUGGCACCUGGUUUCGUGGGUAUUAUAAUACAUUUGUUUAUUUCAAGCUACGUAAAACCGAUUUCAUUGAAAAGGUGGGAACUUCGCUGAACUUCGGUUACUUGAUAUUAGAUUCUGCUUCUUUUUCGUACUCUAAGUUACCGGAAAGUUAUCCCCUAAUAUUGGGUGUCACCGGUACGCUUACAGGUCUUAGCCCUUAUGAGAAAAAUGCCAUCGAAAAUAACUACAAUAUAAAGCGUCGGUCGAUAAUGCCUUCGUACUUCGGCGGCACAAAUCUGAUAUUCUCGCAAACCGAAAAUUUCCAAUGUCUUCUGGACGAAAGCAGCUGGCGAAGAAUGAUAUUCACUCGAGUGAACUCCAUCAUCAAUGCCAACAGAUCGGUAAUUGUAUUUUUCGAAGACGAAAUCGAGAUCAACCAGUUCACGCGGCUCUUUGAGAACCAACUUGAUCGAUUGCACAAAAUUACGAUCAACACUGACCCCGGAAUCAGAGAACGGUACAUCGCCGAGGCUGGUCUAACCCGGACGGUUACCUUAGGAUCGCGGGCCAUGGGUCGUGGAGUGGAUUAUAAAUCGUCACUUCUAGUGGAAAAAAAUGGCGGCAUUCACGUAAUACAGACGUUCUUUUCGCUGGACGACAAGGAGGAAACGCAAAUUAAAGGACGUACCGCUCGUAAAGAUCAUCUUGGAAGUUACGAAUUAAUCGUUUGUCAAUCGCAUCUUGAGAAAAGUGAAUUGACUAAUUGUAAUACGAAUAUCAAAGAGAUCGAUUACACAUAUUUGGAAGCAUCCAGGGUUAGAAUUACUUCUUUGACUUCUGAAGGUAAGCUAAGGAAACUACAAGAAUCCAAUAGAAAACAUGAUGAAUCGAUGAGAUUUUAUGAGAGUAUCUGAGUUGAACUACUUCCUCUGAAAUAAGAAAAACUGUUCUAUAAUAUAUUAUGUUUGAGAUCGUUUUUAAUCCCAUAUAGGGAAAACGUUCUGAUCUCCAUCUCACCGAACAUAUAUUCAUCUCAUCGCGAAACAAAGAAAUACGGCACCAAUUUCGUCGCUUCUUUUUGUAAACAUGCAUGCUCACUGCUGGAAAAAAUCACAAAAAUUAGGGUAUCCAAUCAUGGUUUGAACCAAAUGGCAGGUAUCAGAUGAGCUGUCAGAAAAAAAGUUGAUUUAUUUUAUUAUAGAGACAUUUUACAACCGCGAACUCUUGUUUAUACGAAAGCUUAGUUCAUUAUCUUUCUAAAAACACCCUGGGAUCAUAUAUUUAUGCUUAGUUUCAUUGAAAAAACUUAGUGUCUUUCGGCGUUGCAGUCUCGAAGAAAUUAAAAAACUAUUUAGUUUCAAUG